This is a messenger RNA of Suricata suricatta (meerkat), 2625 nucleotides long. It is a transcript of the gene CABLES1, whose product is annotated as Cdk5 and Abl enzyme substrate 1. The coding region runs from base 1 to 1410 and encodes 469 amino acids. Lineage: Eukaryota; Metazoa; Chordata; Mammalia; Carnivora; Herpestidae. The record is from RefSeq and is a predicted model, not a curated record. Gene Ontology annotation, biological process: regulation of cell cycle; nervous system development. Gene Ontology annotation, cellular component: cytosol. The transcript is spliced from 11 exons.
AUGAACGAGACACAGCCUCAGUGGUUAAGCGACAGCCUUAAGCAGCUACAGCCGUCCCGGCCGGCGCCUCUCGCCUCCUGCGCCCCGCCGCAGCUGCCCGACGGGCCGGGGGACGGCGGGCCGGAGGAGUUGGAGGAGGAUGAUGCCUUUUCCAGCGUGCAGGUGCCGGCGGCCGCCUUCUUGGUCUCCGGGACCCCCGGGAGUGGGAGCGGCAGUCGGGGUCGCCUCAACUCGUUCACUCAGGGAAUCCUGCCCAUCGCCUUCUCCAGGCAGACCUCGCAGAACUACUGCUCCCUGGAGCAGCCGGGCCAGGGGGGCAGCACCAGCGCCUUGGAGCAGCUGCAGAGGUCCCGACGACGCCUCAUUUCCCAGAGAUCAUCCUUGGAAACGCUGGAAGAUAUUGAGGAGAAUGCCCCUUUACGGAGAUGUCGAACUCUCUCAGGUUCACCCAGACCAAAGAACUUUAAGAAGAUUCAUUUUAUCAAGAACAUGCGGCAGCACGAUACCAGGAAUGGCAGAAUAGUCCUUAUCAGUGGCAGAAGAUCCUUCUGUAGUAUAUUUUCAGUGCUGCCCUAUCGUGACAGUGCCCAAGCGGGGGAUUUGAAAUUGGAUGGAGGGAAACAAUCAACAGGUGCCAUGAGCUUGAAAGAGAUCAUUGGCCUUGAAGGAGUGGAGCUGGGAGCUGACGGGAAGACUGUUUCUUACACCCAGUUUCUGUUACCCACAAAUGCCUUCGGAACCCGGAGAAAUACCAUAGACUCCACCUCCUCCUUCUCCCAGUUCCGCAACCUGAGCCACCGCAGCCUCUCCAUAGGACGCGCGAGCAGCACCCAGGGGAGCCUCGACACAGGUAGCGACCUGGGAGACUUCAUGGACUAUGACCCAAAUCUCCUAGAUGACCCCCAGUGGCCUUGUGGCAAGCACAAGCGAGUUCUGAUCUUUCCUUCGUACAUGACCACCGUCAUUGACUACGUGAAGCCCUCUGAUCUCAAGAAGGACAUGAAUGAGACCUUCAAGGAGAAAUUUCCUCACAUUAAAUUAACACUCAGCAAAAUAAGGAGUCUAAAGCGAGAGAUGCGGAAGCUUGCCCAGGAGGACUGCGGCUUUGAGGAGUCCACGGUGGCCAUGGCCUUUGUCUAUUUUGAGAAACUCGCCCUCAAGGGAAAGCUAAACAAACAGAACCGGAAGCUUUGUGCCGGAGCAUGUGUACUAUUAGCGGCCAAAAUCGGAAGUGACCUCAAAAAACACGAAGUCAAGCAUUUAAUUGACAAACUGGAAGAGAAGUUCCGGCUGAAUAGACGCGAGCUGAUUGCCUUUGAAUUCCCAGUGUUAGUGGCCUUGGAAUUUGCUCUUCAUCUGCCAGAGCACGAGGUCAUGCCCCAUUACAGACGCCUGGUGCAGAGCUCCUAGCACAGGCCCCACGGAGGGCCAGGACCGCUUCCUCUGAGCUUGCAGAAGAGCACUUACUACUGGAAAUACAAAAAUAGAACUCGACACACCAGCCUUUUCUCCUCUCCACAUGUUUUCAUGUAGAAGCAGUACCGGAAACUAUUCAGGGAGUCUUGGUCUGGCUAGCUGGGAUGAGCCGGGAGCGGUUAUUACCCAGCAGGGGAAGGGGAGAACGGUGCGCAAGAUGGCACAGGGCCUUCAGCCUUCCCCCUGGCGAGACUCCGCGGCUGUCCCCUCCCUGCUGUCCCCGGGCACCCAUGGACCUCGCCCGUGUGGUGCAGACCUGGUCCGACGCCAUGCAAAGUUGCAGAGCAGGUGGGGCGGGGGGAGAGAAUGGACAGCAGCCGGGGGAACGCUUUUAAAACGUCCCCUCACUGUGUCAGAAGAGUGUGCCAAUCUAUUUUCGUAUCAGCUCUUGGAAGUGCACUUCUCCCCGGAGCGUGUGAGUGUGAGAACGUGUGUGUCUGCCGCUACACAUCAGUGCCCAGAGCCGGUGCCGCACGCUGGAGGGCAGACCUCCUCCUGGGGUCGCGAGCUGGGCUGACAGUCGGCAGUUAGUUCUAGAUCAUCUCUGAAUGGCACUCACUCUCUUCACUCCACACCAGACUGUCUGGCAUCCCCUGCCCUGAAAGGUGAAGUCGUUUCCUCCCCUACCACCAAUGGGACAAAGAUGACAAGGUCUCGGCAUUGGGUUGCGUGGAAAGGCAUAGAGCACAGUGCUGUGUACCUUUCUGCCGCCACGCCAUGUGUAUAUGUGUGACCUUCGCACUUUUCCCCUGUGGAGGCGGCUGGGGUUGUGCUCCGUGGUGUGUAUUUCUGUACUCUAUGUUAGAGUGCAUAAUAAGCACGUUGAUUGUGCUAUAUAUAUAUAUAUAAAUGUUUUAUAAAAAUCCAGAGUAAGGUAAGACGCAUGAUGGGUGUUUCGAGGCUUUUGAUGGCUGGAAGCAACUGCUCUUUGAGUUGCGGUUCAGUAACCUGAGGGGACGGUGACUUAGCAUCUGCCCCAUACGCACGGCUGUCUGUGCUGACUUGGAACUGUAGCUUGUCUGGACUGACUGAGAUGACGUCCCCAUACCAGCCCCUCGCAGCCACGAGAGGGGUGCCUGCUGGAGGCCACCUGCCUGAAGAUAGCCGUGGCCAUAUAAAAAGAGAAUUAAAGUAUUUUGUUUCUAUAUA